AUAAUUUCGUUUGUGAACGCUGUUGUCACUAAGGAAGAUCUUGUGGGCUGAAAUCGGUCGAUCGCCGACCGAAAAAUUCAGUGUAUUUCGUAGCAUCUCAAUAAUUCCGUAUCACAAGGUAUUGUGGAAAAAUUACAAAUCUCCAACCAUCGACUUUGAUUUCGUGUUUCGCAUAUAUGUACCGGAUAAUGUGCAAGAAAAAUUGCCCGGUACUUUGAAAAUUGCAUUCUCGGUAGUGAAACGAGAUUUUUUCAAUAUAUUUCCCCUUUGCGAAACGAAUCCGCCAGAAAUCAGCGGAUGAACAGAAGUGUGUGUGUAUUAGAGUGAAGAAUUUCGGGCUAGAAGAAAAUAUGAAUAUGCAGUAAUUCGUGAGUCACUUUUCUUUGUUCACUUUUGAUAAAUCUAGUGAUUUAGUGUGUGCAACUGAAAAGCAAAGGGAAGCUACAUUCGGGAGAAACAAGUUUUCAUUUAUCCUACUACAAGUUGGUUACUGCUUCUUCAUAUUUACACACACAUCAUAAUCGGUAAAAGACACGUUUAACAGGACGAAAUCAAAGGAGCCAUUGACAAAUUUCGUUCGUCUGGCAUACUACAUCUUGGAGGAGACGAACAGAAACCAAGUAACCCGGAAGAAAGUUCAAAAUAAAAAAAUAAGCAGCCAAAUCAUUGGAAUCUAUCAUUAGCAAUCAGCAGAUAAGAUGACGGACGAGGCAUACCCAAAAACUCUGUACGUGGGCAAUUUGGACCAAUCGGUAACAGAAGAUUUGCUCUGUGCAUUAUUUGGCCAAAUGGGUACAGUUAAAAGUUGCAAAAUAAUACGCGAGGCUAGUAGCGAUCCGUAUGCAUUCAUUGAAUACACUAGCCAUCAAUCAGCGCAGACUGCCUUGGCCGCAAUGAAUAAACGACUAUUUCUUAAAAAAGAAAUUAAAGUAAACUGGGCUACUAGCCCCGGUAAUCAACCGAAAACAGAUACCAGUCAACAUUAUCACAUAUUCGUCGGUGAUCUCAGUCCAGAAAUCGAAACCGAAACUUUACGAGAGGCGUUUGCUCCUUUUGGUGAAAUCUCUAACUGUCGGAUUGUGCGUGACCCGCAAACGUUAAAAUCAAAGGGUUAUGCGUUUGUGUCUUUCGUAAAGAAGGCAGAAGCAGAGAACGCCAUACAAAUGAUGAACGGGCAAUGGCUAGGUUCACGAAGCAUCAGAACUAAUUGGUCUACUCGAAAGCCACCUGCACCUCGUGAAAAUACUAAAGGCAUUAGAAGCGGAAAGACACCGGGAUUCGAGGAAAUCUAUAACAACACUGGACCAACAAAUACCACAGUGUAUUGUGGAGGAUUUCCGCCCAAUACAAUAUCGGAUAUUCUUAUUAACAAGCACUUUAGUCAGUUCGGUCCAAUUCAGGAUAUUAGAGUUUUUAAAGAUAAAGGUUAUGCGUUUAUCAAGUUCAUGUCUAAAGAACCAGCUGCACGAGCGAUUGAAGGCACUCACAAUAGCGAAGUGCAGGGGCACCCAGUCAAAUGUUAUUGGGGUAAGGAGAAUGGCGGUGAAAUGGCUAGUAAUGGUGUGCAUGCAGCGGCUGUCGCUGCCGCGGGUAUGGUUGGAAUCGGCAUCAACAGUAUAGCUGGAAGCCCGCUUCAGUCACAAAACGCAGCAGCUGCGGCGGCUGCAGCCGCUGCCGCUGCAGCUCAACAGCAUGGCGCUAACCAACAACUUACUCAAGCAGCUGCCGCAGGCGCGGCACAGUACCCGUAUUCUGCAUAUGGACAGAUGGGCUAUUGGUAUCCUGGUUAUCCACAGAUGCAAACUCAGUAUAUGCAGCAAGGUUAUGCAUAUCCUUAUGCCUAUGCAACUGCCGCUCCCCAGCAAGCAGGGACUGCUGGGUAUCGUAUGAUGCAGCCAAAUAUGGCCGCUGCCGGUUGGGGAAUGCAGACUGUACCAGGAGUUGGCACAAAUGGGGCUGCCGCAGCAGCAGCGGCGGCCGCUGCUGCUGCUUCUUCUCAACAACCUAUGAUGUAUGCAACUAUGCCGCAGUUCCAGACACAAUGAGAAAUAAUGAAAAACUGUCCCAAUAAUAGCAUUGUCAGUAAAGUAGUAGGAACCGCAGCAACAGCCCAAGUAAAUCAUCAGCCGGCCGCCCAAUAUAAUCUAAUACCUAACCCUGCAGCAGCAGCUGCAGUUGCCGCAGCCAAUCUCAACAGCAGUCUCAUGUCACCACCAUCGAUAAUGACUAAUGCAAAUAAUACAAUUAUUUUAGCAACUCAUCGCCAGCAGCAUUCGGCAGCAAUCCACCAGCAUCACUCAUUUUCGCCUCACCACCAUCAUCAUCAUCUGAUACCAUCACCGCCGGCUAAUCCAACUGCAUCAAUAACACCGAUCGCAGCUGCUGCUAAACUAUACCAUCAACCAACAGCGACGAUCGUGAAUUCAUUGCUCGCAACACCUGUUAGCUCUGCUGCUUCUUCCAGUACUUGUCAGUUACCAGUGCGAACAAUUACAGCCGUUGUUGGUGCAAUGACGACUAUUGCCACGUUAGCGUCCACUGCAGCCACGACCGUGCUAACUCCUUCAUCUUCCAUUUCCGCCAAUGGAAUUGUUCCUCAAAGCAAUGGUAAUAGUAAUGAUAGAAAUAGUUGCAACAGCAGCAGUAACAGUAUUGCGGCCGCCGUUGCUGCAAUCAUCAACAGUAAUCUUAAUUUUAGAAACCAUAGCAGCACUAUCUCAAAUAACAACACAGGUGUAAAAGUUCCCAAUAUUAGUACUACUAGUAGUAGUGGAAAUGGUAAUGACAUCGAGCAUAAUCAUCUUAAGCAUAAGAUGAACAAUGAUGAACCAGAGAUAGAUGAGAUUACUAACGGUGAGGAGAAAGACGAUCCUUUUCGAAAGAGGAUAAAAUUAGAAAACAGUGAAAAAUGUAAGAAUUACUGCACUGAACUAGAGGGAACGGUAGCUACAACGACUACUCUAAUGACCACAACAACAACGAUAUCGAGCAUGCCGUUGACAAAUAUUGUUAGCAACAGUGACAAUUGUAAAAUCAAGCAGGAGAGAUGAAUGCUGACAUUCGAUUUUUUAGUAUGAGAGUAAGUGCGUACCGGUCUAUGCUGUUCGGUAGUUUGUUAUAUUACGCCAGAAUAUUCGCGGUGUGUUGAUAUAGGUAACUGUUCUUUUUUUAAACACUUGAACUUUUUGUUUGUCCGCUCACACAACAGAAUUGGAACUUAUCUAGAUUUGUAUAGCAAACGUGGAAAUUACAAGCUACAAUUUUCCUUA
Molecule: messenger RNA, 3269 nt
Organism: Wyeomyia smithii (pitcher-plant mosquito)
Lineage: Eukaryota; Metazoa; Arthropoda; Insecta; Diptera; Culicidae
Gene: Rox8
Product: nucleolysin TIAR
Exons: 5
Coding region: 699-2045 (448 amino acids)
Molecular function (GO): RNA binding
Source: RefSeq, a predicted model, not a curated record